GUUUCCUCCAAGUUGUAUUAUUACAUAUAUCUAACCGUUUGUAGUAAGCGUAUUUCCUAAUCAGGUUAGACAUUAUGCAGCUUAGCGUACCUGACCACUAGUCCGGAUCAGGAGGUGGGUAUGAACCUCGACUCUCCUAGAGUUUGUUGUGACUAUCAGGAAUCAAGGUUCACUCAACCCACUGUUCUUGGUAUUUGCCUACAGCUUUCAAAGACCUCCGCCAAGCUGGAAGACUUCGACUCAAUUCCAGGCUCCAGGGAGAAAAAAACAACAACUGAAGGCUGCAUCUUCCAAGUUGCCACAUCGGGCUGACCACGAAUAUGUUGUUCGAUUUUCCUUUCCUGACAGUGGAAGAGUUCCACAGCGCCUGUCAGGACCUCGCGUCCCGGCUGCGCGCGUGCGGAUCUUUGAAAGAUUCGAGUUGGUCGGCAGUCAGACUUAUUGACCAGACGAAUGGUUUAAUUUUCAGGAUCACUAAAAGUAUUGGAAAUGUCGAUGCUUCGAAAGACGAGACUGCACCAGAGGAGGAUAGUGGAUUUCUAGAAACGGAGCAGAACCAGGCUGAAGAGGAUCCUGAAGCGCUCAUCCGCUCAGAGCAGCGCAGCACAGACUGGCAGGUCGAGUACGAAAUCGUAUACUCCCCAACAUUCCAGGUCCCAGUCCUGUACUUUGCUCUGAAAGCGGGUGCGUUCCAUCAUAAACCCGUCGAUAUCGAAAUGGUAUAUCAACAUCUGGUGCCGCAGCAAUAUCAUCAAGAAUUGAAAAAUGUUGGUGUCAUGGGGGGUAUCAGUUUCAAUGUAGGUUGCAUGUUCUUCGAAAAUACCGAGUUGGAUGUGCGCUCAUUAUUCCAGUACAAUCCAGUGUCUGGCUCUCCAAUGUUUUUCGUCCACCCGUGUAACACUGCGGAUGCCAUGAGACAUGUCAUAGUGUCCAAAGAUAUCAGCCCCGAAACGUAUCUUCUCAUUUGGCUCAGUGUGAUAGGUAACUUCAUCAAGUUGCAUCUCCCUCAUGAGCUGUUCGUGGAUGAUACACCCGUGAGCCUGAAAUUUCAGGGACCAAGCUUGGGAGAUGCUUCCUAGACAAUAAUGGACUAGUGCAGACUUAUACCGCUCGCACAGCCAACAUGUCCACCUCUCAUCCUGGUCGUACUGGACUAAUCCUCGUCCGAAGAGGCCUCCAUAGGCACAUCGCUAUCUUCAUCCAUUGGUGCCUCUUCCUCAUCGCUUUCUUCUGUACGGGGUCG
Molecule: messenger RNA, 1243 nt
Organism: Penicilliopsis zonata CBS 506.65
Lineage: Eukaryota; Fungi; Ascomycota; Eurotiomycetes; Eurotiales; Aspergillaceae
Exons: 4
Coding region: 321-1079 (252 amino acids)
Biological process (GO): protein lipidation; macroautophagy; protein modification by small protein conjugation
Cellular component (GO): intracellular anatomical structure
Molecular function (GO): Atg12 transferase activity
Source: RefSeq, a predicted model, not a curated record